CCUGUGGGCAGUUCCCGCGCUGAAUAGGAAGUGUGUACUUGCAGCGAGGGAAUACAAUCCAGCCCCAUUAAUAACGUACCACAGGGCUAAAAUAAAUGGUAAACACCCAUCUACUCAGAUAGAAGUGGAAAAUGGCCGAUAAAGAAGUGUAUGAUGAUGCUGUGGAGGAAAGAGUCAUCAAUGAAGAAUACAAGAUUUGGAAGAAAAAUACGCCUUUCCUGUACGACCUGGUGAUGACUCAUGCCCUGGAGUGGCCCAGUCUGACUGUACAGUGGCUUCCAGACGUCACCAGGCCAGAGGGGAAGGAUCAUGCGGUUCAUAGACUGGUUCUGGGAACCCACACAUCAGAUGAGCAGAAUCACCUCGUCAUUGCCAGUGUCCAAGUGCCCAACGAUGAUGCCCAGUUUGAUGCCUCGCAUUAUGACAGUGAGAAAGGAGCAGAGUUUGGUGGGUUUGGUUCAGUGAGUGGCAAAAUUGAGAUUGAGAUCAAGAUCAAUCAUGAGGGAGAGGUGAACCGAGCGCGUUAUAUGCCCCAAAGUCCUUGCAUCAUUGCUACAAAGACCCCUACUUGUGAUGUACUGGUUUUUGACUACACCAAACACCCAUCUAAGCCAGAUCCCAGUGGAGAAUGUAGCCCAGACUUGAGGCUAAAAGGCCACCAAAAAGAAGGUUAUGGCCUCUCCUGGAAUCCCAACCUUAGUGGCAAUCUUCUCAGUGCCUCUGAUGACCAUACCAUUUGUCUGUGGGACAUUGGAUCUGGCCCAAAGGAAAGAAAGUUGGUGGAUGCCAAGACCAUCUUCACUGGCCACACAGCAGUUGUAGAGGAUGUCUCCUGGCAUUUGCUUCAUGAAUCUCUUUUUGGUUCAGUGGCUGAUGACCAGAAACUCAUGAUAUGGGACACUCGGUCCAACAACACUUCCAAAGCGAGCCACGCUGUAGAUGCACACACUGCAGAGGUCAACUGUUUGAGCUUUAACCCUUACAGCGAGUUCAUUCUGGCUACUGGUUCAGCUGACAAGACCGUUGCACUGUGGGAUCUAAGGAACCUCAAACUGAAGCUCCAUUCCUUUGAAUCCCACAAAGAUGAAAUCUUUCAGGUGCAGUGGUCCCCUCACAAUGAGACAAUCCUGGCCUCCAGUGGCACUGAUCGACGUCUGAAUGUGUGGGAUCUAAGUAAAAUCGGGGAGGAGCAGUCUGCUGAAGAUGCUGAAGACGGCCCACCAGAGCUGCUGUUCAUCCAUGGUGGCCACACAGCUAAGAUCUCAGACUUUUCGUGGAACCCCAAUGAACCCUGGGUCAUCUGUUCCGUUUCGGAAGACAACAUCAUGCAAGUCUGGCAGAUGGCUGAGAAUAUCUACAAUGAUGAGGAGCCAGACACCCCAGCAUCAGAAUUGGAGGCUCAGGGAUCAUAACCCACUUUGUACAGUAUCUUUAUCUAGUAUCCUUUUUAUUUCCUGCAACAUUAGGUGUUCAAUUCAAACUUUUAAUCUUGGUUAUCACAAUAUUUUCAUUGAUUACUUGCCAUUCACAUAUUAUUAAUGUUCUGUUUACCUUAAAUACAUA
Nerophis lumbriciformis (worm pipefish) is the source of this 1563-nucleotide messenger RNA. RefSeq names its product RB binding protein 7, chromatin remodeling factor (gene rbbp7). Lineage: Eukaryota; Metazoa; Chordata; Actinopteri; Syngnathiformes; Syngnathidae. The record is from RefSeq and is a predicted model, not a curated record. Gene Ontology annotation, molecular function: protein binding.